Molecule: messenger RNA, 1438 nt
Organism: Daldinia vernicosa
Lineage: Eukaryota; Fungi; Ascomycota; Sordariomycetes; Xylariales; Hypoxylaceae
Product: NAD(P)-binding protein
Exons: 2
Coding region: 199-1236 (345 amino acids)
Source: RefSeq, a predicted model, not a curated record
CAUACGGGUAUGUACCUAUAAGUACUGGUCUUGGGCAAGGUAAAUACAUGUAUUGCCAUUGUAUUAUAUAUAACACUCGCAUCUAUUGCUUUGCAUCUCAUUUUCAUUAUUCUAAAUGUUCGAAUAUUCUUUAUAAGCUUGUAGGUGUACCCUGCUUCUCCUCGUAAAAUCCUUCCAAGGGUUGAAGCUAUAUUCAACAUGGUUAUGACUUUUGAUGUCUCGCCUGAGACAAGGGCAGGCUUGAUUCAUUAUUUCUAUCGACAGCUCUUCGUUACGCCCCCGCCAGUGCUCCAGCGCGAUGUAAACCUAAGUGGGAAGACGGCCAUAAUAACAGGGGCAAACGGCGGGAUAGGAUUGGAAGUGGCUCGGCAACUUCUAGAUCUCGGCUGUAAAGUCAUUCUAGCCGUUCGCGACGAAAGCAAGGGCGAAAUAGCCCGGAAGGAUCUUACCAAUGGACGCGAUCUUGUAUCCGGAUUUAUUCAGGUCUGGAAAUUGGACUUAUCAUCCUAUGACUCAAUCAUAGCCUUCGCGGAGCGUGCCAAACGCUUAGAGAGCCUCGAUAUUGCUAUUCUCAACGCAGGUAUAUACAAGGUUACGGAGUCGUUCAGCCCAACUGGUUAUGAGGAGGGUGUGCAAAUAAACUUCCUGGCAAAUAUGCUCCUUACGAUUUUAUUACUGCCUAUUAUCAAAGAAAAGAGAGUCGGAAGCCACCCAGGCCACAUUUGUGUGGUAUCAUCCGACACAGCCGCUUGGACGAAAUUCGAGGAAGGAAACUCAACGCCUGUUCUUGCUGCCUUUAAACGGAAGGCGGCGGAUUGGAAUAUGGCGGACCGCUAUGGGGCAACGAAGCUUCUCGGGCAACUAUUUCUGACGGAGCUGGCGAAAAAGGUCUCUUCGUCUGUGGUUACUCUUUCUUGCGCCAACCCUGGGUUCUGCAGCGGCUCGGAACUUGGUCGCGAAACCCACGGCAUCGUCCGCGUCAUUUAUAAGAUCCAGACUUACUUUCUAAGCCGAAGUAGCUCUAUUGGAGCUCGCACAUUGGUUCAUGCUGUUACUACUCUCGGCGAGCAGGCACAUGGGCAGUACAUCGAGGACGCAAAGAUCCAACCUAUGGCGGUUAUCGUAUACAAACCUGAAGGACAGCGUCUUUCGAAGCAGGUUUACGAGGAAACAUUGGAUGAGCUUUCGUUCGCGGGGGUCAGAGACAUCGUCAACGAGAUAUCAAAGGCUAAGUAGUAUACAUAAUACUUAAACACCCUAGGGAUGUAUCAGAUACUAGGUAUAUCCUUGAUUGAUGCUAUACAGAAAGUGAAUAUUAGGAUAAAUAGUGUUGAACUAUUAAUGCUUGCCUUUCUACCCCUUUACGAGGGCGCUACGCACCCGUUAUAUACAUAGUAGAUACACCCUGUAAUUCCCCUACCUACAAAAUUGAUCUGGC